Molecule: messenger RNA, 1080 nt
Organism: Aspergillus saccharolyticus JOP 1030-1
Lineage: Eukaryota; Fungi; Ascomycota; Eurotiomycetes; Eurotiales; Aspergillaceae
Product: STIMATE family protein
Exons: 2
Cellular component (GO): membrane
Source: RefSeq, a predicted model, not a curated record
AUGGCCCAUACUUCACUGUCUGUCGUCCUUGUCGCAGCCACUGUAAUUGCAGCCCUCACUAAUAGGGUUGGAGCAUCAUCCGUCGGAAUUUAUCCAGCCUUGAGCGCUUCUCCAACGCCUUCCCCGACUGCUACCACACAAAAAUCCGUCUCUUACCCGGCUGCCUCGGACAAUGGUGGGAACAAUGACGACAAUGGAGAAUGCAGACUACUUGGUCCCUUUUCGCUGCUGGUGCAGGCUGCACUCGGGGCUCUGGCGCUCUUAUCGCUCGUCUACAAGCGCUGGCGGGAGAGACCUCAGCGACCAGUGAAGGUGUGGGCAUUUGAUGUGUCAAAACAAGUCUUUGGCUCGGCCAUGUUGCAUCUGGCCAACCUCCUCAUGUCAAUGUUCUCAGCCGGUCAAUUUGAGAUUCAAAGCAAAUACAAGCCUAACCCAUGUUCAUUCUAUUUACUGAACUUGGGGAUAGAUACUACUCUGGGUAUUCCCAUCCUCAUCUUCAUCUUACACAUCUUGAACCGCCUCGCCAUGUUCACUCCCCUAGCAAAUCCGCCGGAGUCUAUUGAGUCUGGAAACUACGGUCGCCCGCCUCGUGCUUCUUGGUGGUUCAAACAGUCGAUGAUAUACUUCCUUGGGCUUCUAGGAAUGAAGAUUUGUGUCUUCUUCGUCAUACAGUUGCUGCCUUUCAUAGUCAAGGUGGGCGACUGGGCCCUGCGGUGGACAGAGGGUAACACCGCUAUCCAGAUUGUCUUCGUCAUGCUUCUCUUCCCGGUAAUAAUGAACGCCAUCCAGUAUUAUAUCAUCGAUACCUUUAUCAAAAAGCCACUAUCUCUGUCAGAGAAUUUUCCCGAGGAAGCGAGCGGCAAUGCUGGAGCAGGGGAGCACGAUGACGAGCACCGCCAUGGACUGCUAGCGGGUCUGGAUGAUGAUGUUUCCUUCGCCUCAGACGAUGAUGACCCAGUGGGUAAAGAUAGGAGAGGACCCGAUCUGGAGAGCCCCAUUCCAGGUAAGGAAGAUCUAGUGCGAUUUGGCUCAGUGGAAUAUCAUCCUGCGGCUCAUGGCGAAUGCAGCUCAGCAUCAUCA